GGAGUCUUUAUCAAAGAGAACUAGGCUUCCGCAAAUAUUGAAGUUAGAAGAGAAAAGAUCAUUUCUCUUUCUGGUUCAGAAUUAGUGUAUGUGAUAAAAAAACAAAAUAGGAGAGGUGUUUUUAUAUACACCACAGAAUUCCAAGAGCUAGCAGCUUUUGUAGAACGUGCUCUUACAAAUUAGAAGUGUUCCAAAAGAGAGAAACUAUAGUAACACCUAUUUAUAUUCAACAACCAAAAAAAAGAAAAAUCAGACUACAGUCAUUCUCACACAUGGCUACAAUGGAAAUUCCUACAUUACUAGUCAUAAUUUUCAUAAUUUUCAUAAUGAUAAUUAGAAGGAAGAAAAAAACACUGAAUUAUCCUCCUGGAAGUUUUGGAUGGCCAUUUCUUGGAGAAACACUGGACUUUCUUCGAGCAGCAAACAAAGAAGGAAAGCCAGAAAAAUUCGUCAAAGACAGAAUAGAGAAAUACAAGUCUAAAAUAUUCAAGACUUCAUUAAUGGGUGAGAAAAUGGUGGUAUUGGGUAGUGCUAGUGGGAAUAAGUUUUUAUUUAGCAAUGAAAACAAGCAAGUCACAGUUUGGUGGCCUGUAACUAUUAGGAAAAUUCUAGGAAGUUGUUUGAUUACUACCGUUGGAGAUGAAGCCAAGCUCAUGAGGAAGAUGAUUUCUUCUUUUAUUAGCCCUGAUGCGUUUUCAAGACUAUAUAUCAAAGCCAUGGAAGUUGUUGCCCACGACCAUUUUAAGAAUUAUUGGGAAGGUAAAGAGGAGGUGAAGGUGUUUCCUCUAGUCAAAUUAUACACUUUCAAAGUGGCAUGUCAGCUAUUCAUGAGCAUUGAAGACGACACAGAAAUUGAAAGGCUUUCUGCACAGUUCCACAUUUUCUUGAAAGGACUUAUAUCACUCCCUCUAUAUUUACCCGGUACAGCAUUUUACAAGGCAGCAAAAGCAACAGAUGCUAUCAGAAAAGAACUAUUGCAAGUUGUCCGAAAAAGAAGAGAAGACUUGGAACAAAAGACAGCUUCACCUUCACAAGAUAUUUUGUCUUAUUUGUUGUCCUGCCCAGAUGAAAAUGGAAAGUUCAUGUCUGAACUUGUUAUUGUUAAUAACAUAUUGUUGCUACUCUUUGCUGGCCAUGACACUUCAUCUGUCACUCUUACUUUACUCAUUAAGAGACUCAUGGAGUACCCUCAAGUUUAUGAAAACAUCCUGCAACACUACAACAAAUUCGAUUAUCAGAAACAAAUAAUUUCGUCACCUAUAAGUCAUAUUUCGUCACCAAAAAUCUUGUGUGACGAAAAAAAAAAUUUAGAUAAUCAUUCGUCCUUAUAA
Lycium ferocissimum is the source of this 1331-nucleotide messenger RNA. RefSeq names its product beta-amyrin 28-monooxygenase-like. Lineage: Eukaryota; Viridiplantae; Streptophyta; Magnoliopsida; Solanales; Solanaceae. Gene Ontology annotation, molecular function: iron ion binding; heme binding; oxidoreductase activity, acting on paired donors, with incorporation or reduction of molecular oxygen. The coding region runs from base 273 to 1331 and encodes 352 amino acids. The record is from RefSeq and is a predicted model, not a curated record. Gene Ontology annotation, biological process: sterol metabolic process. The transcript has 3 exons.